AUAUCACACACACAAGAAAAUCAACAUUUUUGACUUCAUAAAGAAAAUAAUCUUCAACUUUAUAAGGAAAAUAUAAUCUUCAUGAUACGCCCUCGUGGCAACAAAUCCAACGGCCACAAAACAAUCAUCUGUGCUUUUGUUAUGUAGAAGUCCCACGUGUCAUACCUGUAACUGCUCUGAUCAUAUUCAAAACAAGAACUUUCGGAAGUAGGCUUCGGGAAAAUCUCCGGCGAACAAAACCCUAGCGUCAAGCGGCGAAGAUGGGCGUAGUUGAUUUGAUCACUAGGGUUGAUUCCAUCUGUAAGAAGUACGAAAAGUAUGAUAUCGAUAAACAGAGAGAAGCUAAUGUCUCCGGCGACGACGCUUUCUCCCGCCUUUACUCCGCCGUCGAAUCUGCGCUCGAAACUGUUCUUCAGAAAACAGAGGAUUUAUCGUCUGAGACGAACAAAGCGAAAGCUGUGGCGAUGAACGCAGAGAUUCGAAGAACGAAAGCUCGAUUGCUUGAAGGAAUUCCAAAACUUCAGAGACUUGCUCUCAAAAAGGUCAAAGGGCUUUCAAAGGAAGAGCUUGAUGUUAGGAAUGAUUUGGUUUUGUCAUUGAGAGAUAAGAUUGAGGCCAUACCAGAAACCUCUGCUCCUUUUGUAGGUGGUUGGGAAGCUUCAACAUCGUAUUCGAAUAUCAGAUUCGAUACUAAUGUCUCAGAUCACAGAAUUGGUAGUGGAUAUUUCGAGCCAACCGGAGAGUCUGAUCAGUUUAAACAAAAGUAUGAGAUUAAAAGAAUAAAACAGGAUCAAGGAUUGGAUUACAUAGCUGAAGGACUGGAUACACUCAAGAAUAUGGCUCAGGACAUCAAUGAGGAACUUGAUAGACAAGAACCACUCAUGGAUGAAAUAGAUACAAAGAUUGACAAGGCAGCUACUGACCUGAAAAGCACCAAUGUGAGGCUUAAGGAUACUGUAACAAAGUUGAGAUCCAGCCGCAACUUCUGCAUAGACAUCAUCCUCUUAUGCAUACUCCUGGGAAUCGCUGCCUUCAUAUACAACUCGGUGAAGUGAAAGCUGGUGAUGCCUGAGACGCUAUUUACAUUACACAUGCAUGUUUAUGGUAGAGACAAUAUGGAAGUUUUACUUUUCAUCUGUCUAUAUACACCCAUGUUUAAAAAAAAACGAGUAUUCAACUUAAAAAUAGCAAGUCAACUAAACUCUAAUGCAAAUCUAUAGCUAUCUCA
Messenger RNA from Arabidopsis lyrata subsp. lyrata, 1228 nucleotides. Its product is annotated as syntaxin-73. Lineage: Eukaryota; Viridiplantae; Streptophyta; Magnoliopsida; Brassicales; Brassicaceae. The transcript has 9 exons. Gene Ontology annotation, biological process: intracellular protein transport; vesicle fusion. The record is from RefSeq and is a predicted model, not a curated record. The coding region runs from base 261 to 1055 and encodes 264 amino acids. Gene Ontology annotation, cellular component: SNARE complex; membrane; endomembrane system. Gene Ontology annotation, molecular function: SNARE binding; SNAP receptor activity.